Cantharellus anzutake is the source of this 963-nucleotide messenger RNA. RefSeq lists its product as uncharacterized. The transcript is spliced from 2 exons. The record is from RefSeq and is a predicted model, not a curated record. Lineage: Eukaryota; Fungi; Basidiomycota; Agaricomycetes; Cantharellales; Hydnaceae. The coding region runs from base 1 to 963 and encodes 320 amino acids.
AUGCUCCGGACUUCGCUGGUACUUGGAUACACUGGUAUGACUUCUUCCUGCAAUGGUAGUGACACCGGAUGGCAUACUGACCCGAAUAAUCCCAUGCUUGGCCCUGAUGGGAAUCUGUGUGAUGCUGCCGAACAGCCAGGUCAAUUUGUGUACAGUCCAUCAGAUGAAGUACCAUGCAUCUCCAGUCCACAAGGAGAUAUUAUCAAUAGUGACUUACCAGGAUUUCUGCAAGGGGCUCAGGAUACUGGGAGACCAAAGCACACUGUGAAGCUGGUGACACAAGAAAAUCCUCUUGAUGUCUUUCAGCGACAAAAACUUGCUGCAAAAACAAGGGCUGGCACUUCAGCAAAUUCCAAUCAACCAGGCAGCAGUGGAAAUGCAUCCCAAGCAACACUGCAAUCAUUAUCCAAGUUCGGGCUCAAUCCGAAUAACAAGAAACUGUCGGCCUACCAUGGUAACACCAGAAAGAGACAGAAAAAUGUUUUGUCCCAUGCACUGUCAACCACUGAGUCUGAUGCUGAUGUCUCCGACAGUCAGACUGAGCCUCACAACAUUCCCCAGAAGCGUAGGAAGCAACACAGGAAAGGCCAAGCCCACAAGAGAGCCCAAGCUCAUGUCAAGGGAGCAGACAGCAUGAGGUCUCAGAAUAAAAAUGCGGAUGAUGAAGCUCAGAGCAAAGGAAGUGAGGGAGAUGACAAAGUCGAUGAUGCUCCAGGUGCUAAGGAAAGCACAGAUGUAUUCAGAGAGCAGGACGCACUUGUUGUGCAGGUGUUUCUUGAGUCCAAGAAAAUGUGCAGACUGCGUGAUUUAUCAUCAGUAUUUACUGACUUGGUGGAGAUUGAAGGGAAAACUGUCUGUGUCUGCCAAGUGUGCCAAGCCGCUUAUGAACGUGGUUCUCACAUGAAAGAUUUGAAGAUUUGUUUCUCUGCAAACUCAGGCUCAAGUACGCUGCAAGAGGGCUAG